Puntigrus tetrazona (Sumatra barb) is the source of this 2490-nucleotide messenger RNA. Its product is annotated as retinitis pigmentosa 1-like 1 protein. The record is from RefSeq and is a predicted model, not a curated record. Bases 118 to 903 code for a protein of 261 amino acids. The transcript is spliced from 6 exons. NCBI's taxonomy places the organism in Eukaryota, Metazoa, Chordata, Actinopteri, Cypriniformes, Cyprinidae.
UCGAGAGGCAGGACCCACCCGAAACCGCGGCCCCGUCCUCCGGCGGAGAAACUCUUGAAGACACGGACUCCUCGGACACUUUCUCUGGACGCUAAGAGAGUCUUUACGCGGGAGAAGAUGCAUUCCGGUAACCUGGAGAAGACGGGCUCCCUGAGGAAACGGACUCUGUCUCGAGGAAUGAGCGAAGACGAGUCUCUGCGACACAUCAUCAGAGACGCGGAGGAGUCCCGCAGCGACAGCAGAUACGGCUCGCUAAGAAGAGGACAGCGGCAGGACAGUCACAGUGAAGAUGAUCUGCUUUCUGAGAACAUAGAAGAGGUGGAGCUGAGAGCGAGCUUCGAGGAGGUGAGGGCUCUGGAGCUGCAGCAGGAGGCUCUGCUCUUCCAGGUGGACUGUCUUCAGGACGCCCUCCAGAGCACCGAGGAGAUGCUGGCCGAGACCCAGAGGGACAACCACAGGCUCAUCACGGAGCUGGAGCGCGAGCGGGAGGCGAGGAGGAGGUCGGAGGAGGCGCUCGCCUCGUUACGGCGGGAGCUGCAGAGCUUCAGAGAGGAGGGACCCCACGAGCCGCUUCAGUCGAGGGCCUGCUCGGGGCCCGUCUGGCUCCGGGCCCCUCCGGAGGGGUCCUCAGUGGACGGGGACACACGCAGCGGAGGCUCCUCGGUGGAUCUGGACCCCGGGCGGCUCUUACAGCCGAAGACGCUUCACGUCCAGAAGCACGAGGCUCCGGGAGCCGACGACUACGACGAGAGCAGCGGCUACGAAGACGCUCCGUCCGAGUUCUCCCCCGCUCCGUCCACUCCGGACACGCAGCCGGACGCCGCUCUGCUGGACAGCGAGGCCGAGGACGGAGGGCCCGAGAACAGCCUGGCUAAAAGUACUGACUCCUGCGCUCUGUCCUAAACCCCGUCUGAGAUCCGUCCUCAGGCAGCCUUGCACACACCUUCAGACGAAGACUACUUUCUUACAGUCACUUAUUGAGGGAAAGAAGGACUCUCUCUUCCGGUGGUUUUUAUAGCUGUGUUUGUGCUGGAUUUCUUACGUAUCUCUUCCUCUGCUAUUAAACGAGCAGGGAGAGGAAUUUUAGACGCUUCACAAAAACAUGUGCUUUCGGUCUCUCUUUCAUCUUUUGGCAAGUAAUAUUAAUAACCCAGUGUAUUUGUGUAAGAGCAACCUGAUUCCAGGCCAUUAUUAACAUGCUUUUCAUUUGCUGCAUGUAGUUCUGAGAGUUUGGAGCCCCCUACAGUUAAGUGAGAGAACUACAAGUAAUUACAGUAAUCCUGGAGCUGGACACCGCCGGGAAUCAGCGUAAAAGAAUGAUUUCAAAACUAAACAUCUUUUACUAAGAAGUCGAGACCGUUUUCUUCUUGUAACUCCAGACUGACAAACAGGUUUUCUCUUUUUUUUCAUUAAAGCUGCAGUCCGUAACUUUUUUGUUGAAAAAUGAUCCAAAAUAAUAUUUGAGAGUACAUAUACAGUAAAUAUUCCUGUAUUCAAAGACAGAUUCAAAGAGCAGAACCCACACAAGAACGAUAGCGAUGAAGUGAACGUCUAGCUGCUAGUUCUUCAUGAAGAAACAGAGGUGUGCUAAUGUUUGUCUUGAAGGUGUAUUUUUAAUAUUGCUGUUUUUUUCAUCUAUACACUGAGUAACACGCUAGAUUUAUAAAUCUUGUGCUUUCGAUUCUUAACUUCAUGUCAUUUUUUCUGAAUUUCACGACAAAUUGGUUUGAAGCAUUUUUCUGAUUGAAGAAAAGCGUCCUUGUUUUCUAGUUCUUCUCAGGGAAUUUCUAAUACGUUCUGAUUCCUUACUAAUGACGUAAGUGUCCUGGCUUCCAGACGAUCUAACACAAGAACUCUAGAAGAACCGGUUCUGAAAUGAGCGAGAUGUUUGAGGAUCUUCUGAAAUGGUCUGCGCUCAAAAUGGAUGUCAUUUUUAACUGUUUACAAACGUGUUCAGCGUGUGAUAUCAGAAAUGAACUUAGCUGGACGAGGGUGUACGUCUAUCAGUGUGCACUGCUCCUUUAUUCACGUGUGAGUGACACACACCUCACUUCUAUCUGAUUCUAUCUGUCUUUUUUCUCAUUUUGUCGUUCUAACAUCAGACCUGAAGUUUAGUCUCAGUUCUCAAUCUUUAAUAGUUUAAAUGAAGUGUUCCCAGUAUAUUUAUUUGAUCUGUAUGGAUGUAAUCUGCAUGAGUUUAAAUGCCUUCAUCUUCCUCACUUCUAAAGUUUCUGUAGUUUUCUUCACCGGAGGACACCUUUUCAGGGAUGUGCCGCAGAGUGAUUUGAGUCUCUGAUACUCUGCCGUUUGACACUAUUUGUGGUGGACAGUAAAAUGAGUGACCGCCGAAGAGCUGACAGAGACCUCAUCAAACACCUGUCUCUAAACCUUUCCGUUUCAUGCUUGGGUUUUUUUUUUUUUAAAGCUGCAUUAAGAGUAUAUAAUGUUUGUAAAUCGAUAUGCAAAAUAAAAUAUUUUGAAUGUUUCAAA